Impatiens glandulifera is the source of this 1510-nucleotide messenger RNA. Its product is annotated as cell division protein FtsY homolog, chloroplastic. The coding region runs from base 71 to 1198 and encodes 375 amino acids. Gene Ontology annotation, molecular function: GTPase activity; GTP binding; signal recognition particle binding. NCBI's taxonomy places the organism in Eukaryota, Viridiplantae, Streptophyta, Magnoliopsida, Ericales, Balsaminaceae. Gene Ontology annotation, cellular component: membrane. The transcript is spliced from 12 exons. The record is from RefSeq and is a predicted model, not a curated record. Gene Ontology annotation, biological process: SRP-dependent cotranslational protein targeting to membrane.
UAUCCAGUUUCAUUAUGAUGGUUUGCUCCUUCCUUCAUCACUCUUGGAGCUGGUAAAGAAAAGCACAGUAAUGGCGUCAGUUCCAUCUCGUCACUAUUUCUCACUUAUGCAACCAGUUUCUUCAAAUGCUCCUUCUACUAAUAAAGUCUUCAAUAUUCCUCUCGGCCGGUUUCCUUCACUUCCGACCAGUCAUUGUUGUUCUUCUCGGUUCAGAUGUUCUGCUACUGGUCAGACUGGAUUCCUCACCCGACUGGGCCGUUUGAUCAAGGAGAAGGCAAAAAGCGACGUUGAUAAGCUCUUUUCUGGCUUCACAAAGACUCGGGACAACUUGGCAGUGAUCGAUGAGCUCCUACUUUACUGGAACCUCUCUGACACCGAUCGCGUCCUUGAUGAAUUAGAAGAGGCGUUGCUAGUAGCUGAUUUUGGACCGAAGAUUACUAUUAAGAUUGUGGAGAGUUUGCGAGAUGAUAUUUAUGCUGGGAAGCUUAAAUCAGGUACCGAAAUCAAGACUGCUUUGAAAAGGAGUGUGCUGGACUUGUUGACUAAGAAAUCAAUGAAAACAGAGCUUCAACUUGGUUUCAGGAAGCCAGCCGUGAUCAUGAUUGUAGGCGUUAAUGGAGGUGGGAAGACAACAUCUCUUGGAAAGCUGGCAAAUAGGUUAAAGAAGGAAGGGGCCAAGAUAUUGCUUGCAGCAGGUGAUACAUUUAGGGCAGCUGCCAGUGAUCAACUGGAGAUUUGGGCUGAGAGGACAGAGUGUGAGAUUGUUGUGGCUGAAAAGGAAAACGCCAAAGCAGCAACGGUUAUUACACAGGCUGUGAAAAGAGGCAAAGAACAAGGAUUUGAUGUUGUCUUGUGUGAUACAUCUGGGCGUUUACACACUAACUACAGCCUGAUGGAAGAAUUGAUUGCUUGCAAAAAAGCUAUUGGUAAAAUUGUUUCUGGUGCACCGAAUGAGAUCCUUUUGGUGCUAGAUGGAACAACUGGGUUGAAUAUGCUUCCACAAGCAAGGGAGUUCAAUGAUGUAGUUGGAAUAACUGGUUUGGUUUUGACAAAGCUUGAUGGUAGUGCCAGAGGAGGUUGUGUGGUCAGUGUGGUUGAUGAGCUUGGAAUUCCUGUAAAAUUUGUUGGUGUGGGUGAAGGCAUAGAAGACCUACAGCCCUUUGAUGCUGAAGCAUUUGUUGAUGUUGUAUUUUCAUGAGUACUAAGAUCUUAACUAUUCUCUGAAACAAUGUUGAUUUGCUAGUUGAUAGCUCACCUUUUGAGGCCUAUAGAAGUGAUAUGAUGAUUCUCUUCAGAGGCACAACAACAAUCCUGUAAAGUAUCGAAUGCAAAUAGCAGCUAUUACAAAUAUACUGCAUUGCAAUUUGUAAGCAAUCUGCUAAUAUUGAAGGUUAUAAUCUAAAUCUUUCAGGAAAACCGCAAAUUUGUUGUAAUUGUAUGUAUUCAUUCAUUUACGUACUUUAAAGUUUCUUGAGUGUUAGUUUUAAUGGAUUGGGAACUUGUUUCUCUA